UCACUCCACGUUUUCGACCUGCGGCGGCGGCGGUCGACGGUGCGUACGUCCAUAGAUGUAGUCCUCCUCCGUACAUACGAUCAUCAGGAGCUAAGUCGUUGCGCUCGCACGCAUAUGGUGGACGCGAAGAAGCAAGGAUUUUGCAUUUUCACUUGCCCGACGCGAUCGCCGCAGUCAGUGCGCUACCGACUGUCGAAGCUAGCGGACGCGGAACUUCCUUUCCUGCGCGGUUCAGUAGUACACAGUACACCGGUUCUCCCUGGGAAGGACAGGAAGCAUUCGGAGUGUAGAAGAGUGGUGAUUGUGAGGAUUUUUUUUCUGUUGAAUGAAGUGAUCUGGGUAAAGAAGUUUGAAAAGUGGCAAACAAAUUUGGAGAAAAUUGAACGUGAACAAAAGAUCAAUAGAAGAAUAUUCUGGGAAAUAGUGUAAAAAAAUAUUGUCAAAAGAGAAGAAUACAAAAACGUGAAAUUUCAGCAAAAAACGGAUGUGAAACAAGUUCCAUAAUAGGAAACGAAGAGAAACAAACGAAGAUCUACAAAUAGUGAACGUGAUUGACAGCAAAUCAAACGACAUUGAAUUCGACCAAAAGAAAAAAAAAGUGUUUUGCAAUACGAAAAAAAAUAAAAAAAACACCGCAUCACAGAAGAAAGUAUCCAAAUACCUGCCAACAGUGUGCACACAAUCUCGAGAAGAUCAAAUUCGGAACAAACGAAACCGCCACCGCAGUGCUUUUUGAAGUGAUUGUCCUCCUUCUGUACUCGAAGCAACAGCAAGCAACGUAUAGUGAACCGCAUCAUCACCACCGACACCAGACAAUAAAGAUUAAUCGUCGACGAUUGGAUUAUUCAAGUACUACCUACAAGACGACACACAAAUAAAACGAGGAUCACUGGUUUACCUUUUCGUUGUUCGUCGCUCGUUUUUCGGGAUUUGUUUGAAAAGGUUUCAACAACAGGAUUCAGCCGAAGCAAUGUCCUUAGACCAAGAACAACCAUCAACGUCAACGUCGUCGUCUCCAUCAUCAUCAGCAUCGAAAUCGAUAGUGCUGCUGCUGCCUUCCCCGUGCAAUGCAUCCCAUAAAGCGUUUAUUUAGGUGACAGGUCAACCGGGGAAACAGCGCAACGGUGCCCAAGUGUGAAACAAAUGUCGAACCACGCGUACUGCUAAUGGAAGAGUGCAAUUGAUUCCCAGAGUCAGAUUAGUGAGUGAGUGAGUGAGGGUGCUGCAAGAAUAUUGUGUUCCGAGCAGAAACGGGAGUGUGAUCAGUGCAAUAUCGGGUGAAAAUGGCACCCAACAGCGUGUUAUUCCCUCAGCUGCCAGCGAUCUCGCUGAUCGCGUUGCUCUGGCUACUGACGAUAGUGGUGAACGAACAGUUUGAACCGGUUGCAGCGUACAAGAUACUGGGCGAUCCGGAUAUGAUACGAAUAAAUCUCGGAACGAAGAAACUCGUCAAGGAAACGGUGCCGCUGAACUCGAAGCUGCAAAUCAAGUGCAACUUUGAGGCACCACUGUGGUACAAAAAUGGCGAACCAACGACGAGCGAUGCGAAACGAGGAAAAUCACUCAAAUUCUAUCCGGUCAAGAAGACCGACGCCGGUUACUACUCCUGUGGUUCCGAAUACGGCGAAUGGUCCAACCUAACCCUGUCCGUGAUCAGCCAGCACGAAGCGUCCGACCACUACCAAAACGAUUCCCCCGGAAGUGGCCUCGGUCCUGCGAGCCCGCCUCGCACACGGGUAGCCAAUCUGGAGAAGAAGAGUCUGUUGCCACUACUGCCCAAACCAUCGCCGAGUCCGGCGCCGCUGGAUUUGGUGGAGAACGAUCUUCUCGAUAGUUCGUUUAAGGUGACGAGUCAAGGUGGAAGUACGGUUACGAUAACCAAGAAGGUUGACGAAAACUACAAGGUGCGAUGUAAUGGUACGGUCGAGCCGAGUUCGCAGAUCAGUUGGAUCAAGGACGGUGAAGUGGUGCCAACCACCAAGAGUCGGCCAACUCUAGCACUGCACACGUUGAUGCCGGAGGAUGCUGGGGUUUACGUUUGCCGAGUGUGCAACGCACAGGGGUGCAUCAAUUCUACGACGAUCUUGGAAGUGAUCGACGAUCCUGAGGAUUCGGACCGCUACAACGAUAUGGAGGUGCAUUCGCAAGUGUCGGACAAUGAAGAUCCGGACGAUCCGGACUACGUUGACGAUGAGCAGGAUGACUACGAGGACGCGGAAGAAGAUGAGGAAGUUGAUGAAGAGAUCAUCAACGCAGGUUUGCAGCCGGGUAGUGCGGAUGGCGAGUUUACCGAAAGCCAGUCUGCACCACCCAGACCGAAUGGGCAACUUCCUCCGGGACCGCCCGUCUUCACCAAGGAAGAGCACAUGGUGAAGCUGAUGCCGAAGCCUUCCGGGAAUAUGGUGCGACUACGCUGUCCAGCGGAUGGCAACCCGGUUCCGAACAUUACCUGGACAAAGGACAACGAAAAGAUCGUCCGCAGCAUGGGUUCGGUCAAGUACGCCAAGUGGUCGAUCGUGCUGGAAGAUUUGGUUCCUAAGGAUUCCGGAAAGUAUACGUGCCACGUGUGCAACGGCCAUGGCUGCAUCAACUUCACCACCAAACUGGAAGUGAAAGAUCGCUUCCCAGCACGGCCGUACAUCAAGGAAGGGUUUAUGCACAACAUCACCGUACUGGUGAACUCUACCGCGACUCUGGAGUGUCGUACGAUAUCGGACCUUGAGCCGCACAUUGAGUGGAUCAAGUUUCACAUCGUUGACAGCACCAAUCCGAACAUUCCCGAGAAUAUUACGAAACUAGAGCGUGACGCGGACAACCCGGAGGUACUAACUCUUGAAAAUGUGACCUACGCCGACGAAGGAUGGUACACCUGCGUGGCGGCCAAUACGCUAGGGGCGUCUUACGAAAGCGCAUACCUGCGAGUGGUUGACGAAUUUUUGGUGGAUCCUCCGAUAGUUCAUCCGGUGCGGCAACACUCCACGCUGAUAACGAUCAUGACAACGGUUCUGUCCAGUUGUUUCAUGAUCCUGGCGGUCAUUGUGAUCAUCGUUUGCAAGAAGCUGAAGCGCGAGAAGAUGAAACACCGAGCCAUGGAGCACGUCAACCAGUGGACGAAGAAGGUCAUCGUGCUGAAGCAGCCGGUUAUAGAGAACAGCAUCCCGGGGGUUACCGAGUCCAUGCAAAUGCCAAUCGUCCGGAUCGAGAAACAACGAUCAACCCUGGUGCAAAGCGGGAACUGUGACCCGACCAUGAUCUCCGAGUACGAGUUCCCGAUCGACCUGAACUGGGAGUUCCCACGGAACAAGCUGGUUCUUGGGAAAAGUCUUGGCGAAGGUGCCUUCGGAAAAGUAGUUAUGGCCGAGGCGAAUGGCUUGGUGAAAGGGCAAGCCUCUACGGUUGUCGCCGUUAAGAUGCUGAAAGAGGGCCACACCGACGCCGACGUGAAGGACCUGGUCUGCGAGAUGGAAGUCAUGAAGAUGAUCGGCAAACACGUCAACAUUAUCAACCUGCUCGGGUGCUGCUGCAAAGACGGUCCACUGUACGUGAUCGUAGAGUACGCCCCACACGGCAACCUCAAAGACUUCCUGCGGAGUCAUCGCUUCGGGACGAGCAACUACGAGGACAUGGUCAUCGGCGAGAAGGAGAAGAAGAUCCUCACCCAGAAGGAGCUGAUCUCGUUUGCGUAUCAGAUCGCACGCGGUAUGGAGCACCUGGCGUCGAGGAGGUGUAUUCACCGGGACUUGGCGGCACGUAACGUGCUGGUUAGCGACGGCUACGUGAUGAAGAUUGCCGAUUUCGGAUUGGCACGAGACAUCCACAGCCAAGAGUACUACCGAAAGACGACAACUGGCAAACUGCCCAUCCGAUGGAUGGCGCCAGAGUCGCUGGAGGAGAAGUUCUACGAUUCCCAGAGCGAUGUGUGGUCCUUUGGAGUGCUGCUUUGGGAAAUCAUGACGUUAGGUGGCAAUCCCUACUCUUCGAUCCCAACUUGGGAUAAUCUCCUGGAGCACCUUAAGAAGGGCAAACGACUGGAGCAACCACCUCUAUGCUCCAUAGACAUAUACCUAUUCAUGCGCGAGUGCUGGCACUACCGGCCCGAGGAACGGCCCACCUUCAGCGAGAUCGUGCAACACCUGGACCGGCUGGUGAGCAUAACCUCCAACGAGGAGUAUCUGGAUCUCGGGCUGCCCCUGCUGGAAACGCCACCGUCCAGCGAUGACGAGUCGGAUGACAACGACGACAACGACCACGAUGGUUGCGAACGGGUGCGGAUGUAUCCCUUCAACCACCACCAUCUCCACAGUCACACCACCGAAAGUACCUUUUGACCUGGUUAAAAGUUAAACGAUUAAAAGGCAGCGCAUGUUUAAGAUCCGCGCAGAAUGCAUACGUUUGCGGUGCAUUAACAUCAGUUUGGCCAAAUAACUAAUGAAAGCCGUUAGGUUAAUGCAAACGCAGCCGCAAAGUACCAAUUCUGCGUCAGAAUUAGGGAAAAUGACCGAAAACCUAAGGUUUUAUGGACCAACUUCUCUUCGAAAGUAUUCGUUAUACUGCAAUUGAAUGUGAAUCCCAUAUUUUACAAAAAUCAAUAGAACUAUUCUUUUUUCUCUACAGUCAAACAAGAUCUGUUUCUAGAGCAAGAUUAUAAAAAUUAGGGUAAAACAGAUGUUUUGUUCUUUCAAUUUAGUGAAAAAGUAGUGUAUGUAAUUCACAUUGAAUUCCAGUAUAUAAAAUAAUCGAAUUUUAUUUGGUCAUCCAGGAAAAUUGUUUAUAGCAUUCAUUUUUUCCAAGCCAGUGAAACAAGUCAGACGUCCUCAAGGCUCUGUGAGCAGUAGUUAUUAGGAAAUUGUAAAAAUAUGAUCGAAUUUAUCGUUAGAACAAGUGCAUCGAGAGUGAGUCCGUGUCUAUUGUUUAAGUUUUUGUUAAGAUCGAAGAAGGAAAAAAAAAAACAAAUAAGACUGUAUUUAUUAAAGUUAUAUGAAAAUCGAUAGUCCCCUCUCUCAACCUGUAACAAGCAACACUAACCAAAAAGCGAUAGUACAUCGCAGAGCACCAACUUCAUCGACGACGGGGAGAGGGUAGUCAAACUAGUCAGGAGAUCCCAGUAUCCAUGACGUGAAGGUUCAACGACCGCCAUACGAAAUCGUGUCCAUAUUCUGCAAUCAUGCCCCUAUAAUGUGUACAUAGAUAUCGACAAUGUUUUCUAUUAAUUUUAAAUGGAGUCCACCCCAAGUAGCCUGUAAGAUGUAAUUACUGCUAAUCAAGACCAAAGUGUACCGCAUCGAAUAGAUUUAAAGCUGAGUGUCAACGUAGCAGAAAAGAGCACAAUACUCACCAAACUCCAGAAACCCUUCAGGGUUUCGAAUCCCAAUUCAGAUCUGAUUGUAGAUUUAACGAACCGUUCUAUGUAGCUUGUAAACCACCCUCAUGAGGAACAUGAUAGAUGCAAUAUUAAGUGUAAUGAACGUGAAGAUUAACAGCACUUUUCAUUUGAGUGUGAGAGGAAAUUUUAAGCACUACCCACGUGAGGAUGAAAUGCGUCGAAUUAGAUAAGCACUGUAAAGAAACGAAUCAAGAAGCAUACAUGACUUUAUCACAAAACACAACAUUAUCAUCAUCACCACGAAAACAUCAUCGCAAAUUUAAAUGAACAAACAGUAAUUAUAGAUGUUAAUGGUUAAAUGUAUAGAUGCAAUAAAACAGUACAAAUUAAAGGAAA
This is a messenger RNA of Aedes albopictus (Asian tiger mosquito), 5719 nucleotides long. RefSeq names its product fibroblast growth factor receptor homolog 1. Bases 1284 to 4328 code for a protein of 1014 amino acids. Gene Ontology annotation, molecular function: ATP binding; transmembrane receptor protein tyrosine kinase activity. The transcript is spliced from 11 exons. NCBI's taxonomy places the organism in Eukaryota, Metazoa, Arthropoda, Insecta, Diptera, Culicidae. The record is from RefSeq and is a predicted model, not a curated record. Gene Ontology annotation, cellular component: plasma membrane; signaling receptor complex. Gene Ontology annotation, biological process: cell surface receptor protein tyrosine kinase signaling pathway; protein phosphorylation; multicellular organism development.